Lizanozyma spartinae is the source of this 1080-nucleotide messenger RNA. It is a transcript of the gene PPG1, whose product is annotated as putative serine/threonine-protein kinase. The record is from RefSeq and is a predicted model, not a curated record. Gene Ontology annotation, molecular function: protein serine/threonine phosphatase activity. Gene Ontology annotation, cellular component: FAR/SIP/STRIPAK complex. The transcript has a single exon. NCBI's taxonomy places the organism in Eukaryota, Fungi, Ascomycota, Pichiomycetes, Serinales, Debaryomycetaceae. Gene Ontology annotation, biological process: peptidyl-serine dephosphorylation. Bases 1 to 1080 code for a protein of 359 amino acids.
AUGACAGUAACCUUCAGUGUACCUCGGUUCGACUUGGACUACUGUCUUGAGCAGUUGCUUAAGCAUAAGCCCCCGCGGCUAUUGCCGCCACAAACCAUCGAGCAAUUGUGUCACAUGCUCAAGACUGAGUUGUUAAAAGAAGCCAACAUCAUGAGUCUACAAUCACCCAUAACAAUUGUAGGAGAUAUUCACGGGCAAUUCCACGAUCUAUUAGAGAUUUUUGAGAUUGGAGGAACGCCCCCUAACACCAACUAUCUUUUCUUAGGAGAUUAUGUUGACCGAGGUUACUAUUCCAUUGAGACCAUACUGUUAUUGAUAGUGUUAAAGCUUCGAUAUCCUCAACGGGUUCAUCUUAUUAGAGGGAAUCAUGAGUCACGUACCAUCACCACCAAUUAUGGGUUCUACACGGAGAUAGUUACCAAAUACGGGGGUAAUACCGAGGUGUGGUCACAUAUCACUGAUUUAUUUGAUUAUUUACCCUUGGGGGCAACUAUUGAUGGGAAUAUUUUUGCUACUCACGGAGGUUUAUCUCCAAGCUGUCAGCAAUUGGACCAGGUACGAGCCUUGGACAGGUUCCGAGAAAUACCACAUGAUGGAAUAAUGGCAGAUUUGGUAUGGUCAGAUCCUGAUCCAGAAAUUAUGGAUUUCAAAUUAUCACCAAGAGGAGCAGGCUACCUCUUUGGGUACGACAUUAUCACCAAGUUUUGUAGAGAGAAUGAUUUGAUCCAAUUGGUGAGAGCACACCAAUUGUGUAAUGAAGGUUAUAUUAGUUAUUGGGGAGGUCAAUGUUUAACUGUUUGGUCUGCUCCAAACUAUUGUUAUAGAUGUGGUAAUAAGGCAAGUGUGUUGGAAAUAACCCAUAGCAACAUGCAGUCUAAAACAAAUACUGAGAAACAGCAGCAAGUAUUACCUGGUCAAUAUUUUAAUGUUUUUGAUGCUUCACCAGAAAAUGAUAUUGAUACUGAAAGUGGAAAAGGGGUUAAUGGGUUUAUUACUGAUGAAAAUGUAAAUGACUCCGAGAUUUUUGCUGAUUUCUUUAAAAGCAUUCAUAGGGGAAAACAGGCCGAAUACUUUUUAUGA